AUGCAAAGUGUCCGGGUCUUGCACCUGAAGCGAAGCUGUUCGUGUUCCGUAUGUUUACAGAUGAGUAUCUUUCGUUUACGUCUUGGAGGACCAGGUUUCCAAGACUUACCCUUUAUCGACAAAGUACAAGAACAGAUUGCAAAUGGUAUCAUUAUGGUAUCUGCAGUCGGCAAUGAUGGGCCUCAUCAUGGCUUACUUUCCAAUCCUGCUGAUCAAGUGAAGGCCAUAGGUGUGGGAGGCAUCACUAAAAGCAACGAGAUUGCUGAAUUUUCGUCGCGUGGUAUGACUACAUGGGAGCUUCCGUUUGGAUCUGGCCGUGUCAAACCAGAUAUUGUCACUCUUGCUGAAGACGUCCCAGGGGCGGAUGCCUCGGGUAGAUGCAAGGUACUUUCUGGAAUCAGUGCAUCGGCUCCAAUCAUAUCGGCAUCAAUAGCAGUUCUCGCGUCCAUGAUCCCUGCAGAGGAAAGAUGGAACUUGUUGAACCCAGCAUCGAUGAAGCAAAUUUUGCUCGAAAGCUCAGAUAAGCUGAAAGAACGCUAUGGCUCUGACAAUGUAGUUCGGAGCCACAUUUUUGAGCAAGGAAGCGGAGCGCGUAACAUCUCUAGGGGCCAAGAUGUAGUCCUGAGUGUCUUCAAGCCCAGCUCUUUCCCAGACAAACUGGACAUGACAGACUGCCCACGUAUGUGGCCGUAUUGCUUACAGCCGCUGUACCAUAGCGCAUUGCCGCUUAUGGUAAAUUUGACUAUUCUAAAUCCCACUUCUGUUGUGGGUACGAUUAAAAGUCUUCCGCAAUGGUUAGCCGGCACCAAUGGCGAGCACCUACUGGUCUCGACAUCAUUACCUUCUGUUGUUUGGCCGUACUUUGGCUCGAUUGGCGUUUUCGUUGAGGUAAAAGAGCAAGCUGCUGCUUUUGAGGGUAUUGCCCAGGGAACACUGCGGCUCGAAUUGGACAACGCCAAUCACGUUAAUGAUGUCCUAAUCCCAAUAACCGUCAAGAUUAUCCCUACUCCGCCAGCGUCGAAGCGAAUUCUGUGGGACCAGUUCCAUAAUAUCCCUUACCCAUCAGCUUUUGUGCCGAGAGACAACCUUGAAAACCAGCGCGAUCUCAUGGAUGUAUCGGGUGACCACCCACACACAAACUUCCACCAGAUGGAAUCCGGUGUUAUGCUGGUUGUCGAUCCCGAGGAAGAUUUUUGUCGAGACGAAUCCGUAGCUCUGCAAGCUGCAGUCAAGUUCUUGAACGUGUCGCUAAUCGUUUUUGCCGAUUGGUACGACAACCGUUUGUUGGACUCCUUAGAGCUCUUCGAUAUGACCACGCUAAGUAAGUGGCACGCCAUCACCGGUGGGACCAACAUUCCGGCAAUUCAUGAGCUGUUACAAAACUUUCCUAUCGCGUUUGAAGCUGGAGUUGUCUACAGCUCAAGCUUAUCGCUACUGAAUUCAGGCAACGACUCGUCGUUCCCGUACUGGUCAGGCUCGUAUCUCACGAACUUCCCGGUGGGCGGAUACCUGGGCUACAUCGAAGCUAUCGAUCAGAGUCUUUAUGAGGUGCCUUCGCACAAUGGCGGUCGCAUUGCAGUCUUUGGCGACAGUUCAUGUCUCGACUCAAGCGGGCACCCUGCAGCUAAAUUCCGAAACUGUUUUGGAAUGCUACGCACGAUAUUGCGCUUUACGAACGAUGGUGUGCUUCCACUCUUUAGCACUUUGCAGGACGACUCGGCAAACACAAAACUUCAACGUCUCGAGCUAGAAUUCGUCGCUGACGAGUCAGUUUUGCACUCGUUGGUGGACUUGCAAGACGAAGACGUAUAG
Molecule: messenger RNA, 1812 nt
Organism: Peronospora farinosa
Lineage: Eukaryota; Oomycota; Peronosporomycetes; Peronosporales; Peronosporaceae
Source: the annotation of a GenBank genome assembly